CCUUUCUCCCAUACAGGCCCCUCUGGCAGCUGGGACCAGUAGAUGAACGAGGACUCUCUGAUUCGCCACCAGAUCUGAAGGAACCUCAUGGAGGACAAGUCAAUGAGAACAUUCAAGCAGGAAAACAACUUGGGGAAGAGUUAAUCAAGUACACAAGGAGAUAAAAGUACAAGUGUUAGGGAUUUAAAAGUUCAUUUAAAACGAGCCCAGAACCAUGAGUACCAUUGGGUACCGCAAGGAGCUGAAGAAGUACGAGGAGGUGGACGAAGACGAGCUGCUGGCCACGCUGUCCUCUGAGGAGCUCCAGGAGCUGGAGAGGGAGCUGGUCGACCUCGAAGACAACGUCCCCAUCGGCAUGAGGCAGAAAGACCAGACCGCCAAAACACCGACGGGGAACUUCGACAGGGACGCUCUGCUGAAAUACUGGGAGGACGAGAACAAGAAGCUGCUGGAGGACGAGAGGACGGAGUCCAACGCCGGACAGGAGGGACGCCCAGAUAAGAGCAGAGGGGAACGAAUGACCACCAGCGACGCCAGCAAGACUCUGGAAAGCGACAGGAAGAAGAUUUCACAAAAGGGGAAGAAGGUGCAGAGUGUCUUAAGCAAAAAUGCUGCAAAGGAAGACGAGGCGGAAAAGAAAGAUGAGUGUAAAAAGGAGGCUCCGAUGAGGAGUAAAUGUCUUCAGAAGAACGGCCUGUCAAAAAGCUCUAGGAGUGAGUCGAGCAAGACUGAAACAACAGAACAAAACCUGGACGCAACCUCCGACAGAGCGAGCGGGAACCCGAUCGUCCUCGAUGAAACUCUGGAGCAGAUCCUGUGUGACGACCCCACUGUGAGCGAAGUCAACCUCAACAACAUCGAAGACAUUUCCCAGGACACCUUGCUUCGUUUCGCCGAGGCCUUGUGCACAAACACUCACGUCCACGUUUUCAGCCUCGCCAACACCCACGCCGACGACCGGGUUGCCUUUGCCGUCUCCAAGAUGCUUCGUGAGAACCGCUUCAUCAGAAACCUGAACAUCGAGUCCAACUUUGUGUCCGGUCAGGGCAUCCUGGCUCUGGUGGCGGCGCUGAAGCACAACGAGACGCUGGUGGAGCUUCGCUUCCACAACCAGAGGCACAUUUGCGGAGGGAAGGUGGAGAUGGAGAUGGUGCAGCUGCUGAGGGAAAACACCACUCUGCUCAAGCUUGGUUACCAGUUCGACCUCGCGGGCCCGAGGAUGACGGCGACCAGCAUCCUGACGCGCAACCAGGACCAACAGAGACAGAAGAGGCUCCAAGAGAAGAAGGAACUGAGUCCUCCAGAGGUGUCAGGACAAGUUCCUGGUUCAUCUGCAGAAAACAGACCACCAAAGAAGCCGUCACAAUCUUCUAAGACUGUUGAAAAGCAGAACAGAAAUCCUCCUCCUCCUCCUCCUCCUCCUCCAUCUUUAGAUCCGCCGACAAGGAAGAUCUCUGAAAUGGUCAAACAGCACGAAGGUUCGAACAACACGAAGAGUCAGUCAAACCAACGGAAACCCAAGUCAAAGAAGCUCAAGAACGGCGCCAACGAAAAGGAGAGCGCAGAUAUUAUCAAAGACCUGAAAAACGCCUUGAAGCCGUCACUACAGAAGAGACGAGACGAACCGUCACGCCUGCCGCCUCCAGAGAGGUCGAGCCGCGACAGCCUGAUGGCGGCGAUUCGUGAGAGCAGCAUCGGGUCCUUGAAAAGGGUGGAAUGAACUCGCCUGCUCAUCACACCUGAACUCUUCUCACUUUGUAUUGAAACGUUUCAUUUUUAUUUCACACUAAAAUGUCACUUUUUAAACAGCAUCUUAUUUAACUCGUCACGCGGCGUAGCGGCAGACUGCAUUUCUGUAUGUUUCAGACAUUAUUGUUGUAUUUUGUUACUGUGUGAAAAUACUGAUGUGUAGAGAAAUAAAGUUUAUGUUCUGA
Messenger RNA from Sebastes umbrosus (honeycomb rockfish), 1934 nucleotides. It is a transcript of the gene lmod2a, whose product is annotated as leiomodin 2 (cardiac) a. The transcript is spliced from 3 exons. Gene Ontology annotation, molecular function: actin binding; tropomyosin binding. NCBI's taxonomy places the organism in Eukaryota, Metazoa, Chordata, Actinopteri, Perciformes, Sebastidae. Gene Ontology annotation, biological process: myofibril assembly; muscle contraction; pointed-end actin filament capping. The coding region runs from base 215 to 1720 and encodes 501 amino acids. Gene Ontology annotation, cellular component: striated muscle thin filament; myofibril. The record is from RefSeq and is a predicted model, not a curated record.